This is a messenger RNA of Ziziphus jujuba (common jujube), 2726 nucleotides long. Its product is annotated as probable protein phosphatase 2C 35. The record is from RefSeq and is a predicted model, not a curated record. The coding region runs from base 926 to 2203 and encodes 425 amino acids. The transcript is spliced from 4 exons. Gene Ontology annotation, molecular function: protein serine/threonine phosphatase activity; cation binding. Gene Ontology annotation, biological process: protein dephosphorylation. Gene Ontology annotation, cellular component: cytosol; nucleus. NCBI's taxonomy places the organism in Eukaryota, Viridiplantae, Streptophyta, Magnoliopsida, Rosales, Rhamnaceae.
UUUCUCAGUCACUGUGUUGGGGGGGUGGUGUUUUUCUUGGAACAUGGGCUAUUUCUUCUCGGACAGAAACCCACCCAUGCAAAUAUAGAAUCUUGUUCCUUUUUCUCACUCUCUGCUUUGUUUUGCUUUCUUUUACUUUUUCUUGAAAAAAAACCCCAAUUUCGUCACCAUAUCAGAGUCACAGACCUAUCAUCCUAUUUGGACAGUUCCUUUUUAGGGUUUACGUAAAUCUUUAUUUUUUAUUUUUUUGUGUUUGUCGUUUGGGGUUGUUCUUGAGCCCUGUUAUUGUGCCCCUUAAGUCUACAUUUUUGAUUUAUAAAAAAAAAAAAAAAAAUUGAAAAACCCAUUUUCACUUUAUGCACGAUGUAAAAUGUUAAUUGAGGUUUAUUGCUGAAGAAAUACCAAAAUGUGUCAACCUUCUGUACUUCAUUCUUUUGAGUUGCUUUAGGGUUUUCUUUACCCUUUUUGUUUUGUUCUUACUUCUGAAAUGGGUUACUUUAAGAGAAAUUGUUUCUUGUUUGGGGGAUUGUCCUUGUCUUUAAGAGAAUUUUCUGGGAAAACCAUUUUAUGGGGAUGAAAAAACAAUCCACCUUGCCAAUCCAAUCGUGUUGCUAAAAAGAAAAAAAAGAAAAAAAAAAAAACAAUUGAUUCUUUUUUUUGAAUCGGAAACUGUCCUUUUUUGUUUAGGGCUUUUUUCAAUUAUCCAUUUGGAAUUCAAACUUUUCUGAAACAUGGGUUCGAUAAGGAAUUCCCAAAUUUAGGUCCCAACAUUGUCGAGUUUCCAGAAUACCCAUUUAGAAAUUAUCACCGAGGAUUACAUAUCCGUAACCCCUUAGGGCUUUUUCUGAAACCCACUUUGAAUUUUGGUAAUUUUCUUCUUCGUUCGUAUUUCUUACUAAUUCUCUCACACUUUGAAAGAACGAACAUGGGCUGUGUCCAUGGAAAAUGUUGCAGUCGCUACCCGUCAUCUUCUAAUGGCGAUUCUCGAAACUUCGGAGAAGUUGAUCCGUACAGUCUGCAAAGAAAACACAUACUCACUGAAAGAUCUUUGGAGCAUGUAUCUGUUCCUUCGUACAACUUCGAUUUGAAGUACUCUGUUCUGACUCAGCGAGGGUACUAUCCAGACUCACUUGAUAAGGAAAACCAGGACAGUUUCUGCAUAAGAACACAGAUUCAAGGUAACCCAGAUAUCCAUUUCUUUGGUGUGUUUGAUGGGCAUGGCCAAUUUGGUACAGAGUGUUCCAACUUUGUCAAGGACAGGUUAGUAGAGGUACUUUCUAGUGACCCAGCAUUGUUAGAUGACCCUGUAAAAGCAUAUCAUUCUGCUUUUCUUACUACGAAUACCGAAUUGCAUAAUAGCGUGAUUGAUGAUUCCAUGAGUGGUACCACGGCUAUCACAGUGCUUGUUGUUGGGGAUAGGAUUUUUGUUGCAAAUGUGGGUGAUUCACGAGCUGUGCUUGCGGUUAAGGAUGGGAAUCGGAUUGUUGCUCAGGACUUGUCAUAUGAUCAGACACCGUUUAGGAAAGAUGAAUAUGAGAGAGUGAAGCUCUGUGGAGCCAGAGUUUUGAGUGUUGAUCAGGUGGAAGGGUUUAAGGAUCCGGAUGUUCAGACCUGGGGUGAUGAAGAAAGUCAAGGAGGUGACCCUCCAAGGUUGUGGGUUCCCAAUGGAAUGUAUCCUGGGACUGCGUUUACAAGGAGUGUAGGGGAUAGUACAGCAGAGAGUAUUGGUGUGGUUGCUGAUCCAGAGGUGUCAAUGGUUCAACUUACACCUAACCAUCUUUUCUUUGUUAUUGCAAGUGAUGGGGUGUUUGAAUUCCUCUCAAGCCAAGCUGUUGUCACUAUGGCGGCAAGAUACACAGAUCCCCGAGAUGCAUGUGCUGCCAUUGCUGGAGAGUCAUACAAAAUAUGGCUGGAUCAUGAAAACCGGACAGAUGAUAUAACGAUAAUCAUUGUUCACAUCAGAGGCUUGAUUAAUUCAGCUGCUGGUGCUACAGAUGGAUCAAGUGGGACUGUUCUUGGACCGGCAAUCACAACACAAAAAGGAACUUCUGAGUUAUCCGUUGCUACCACUGGGUCAGAAGUUUAUCGUUCAGUGAGAAGUGACCUUUCAGAUCUGCGGUCCUGUCAAUAUGCGAUUUCCAUGAAUCGAAGUCCAGCAAUUGUUGUUCCAUCUCCGACAAGCCGGAGACCCUUGGAAGUGUAGUUGAUCUGAAGGGCUUUGUUGAAACUGCCUCACACUUCCUUGUGGUUUUUUCUCGAAUGGUACCUCUUUGCAACCUUUACUUUGUAACCAUUAGACCCGGUUGCUUUUGAGGAUGUUAUAUCCUUUGUCAUAUGUGGUUGUUACAUUCUGACUCAGGCUGAUAACAGGAUCUGUGUUACUCGUGGUUGCAGCAUAAACGGUUCGUUCUGUGUGUAUACAAGAUGACGUUUCUGGUCACUAAUUUCCAGACUCUCUUGCUAACUAUACUUGUUGUGCCAUUUCUGACUUUUACAGUAUGCAUAAAGGAGAGCAAAAUGGCUGUCCUUCAGCUGUAGUGUCUUGAGUUGCUAAUCCAAGUAUAUAGGGGAAGAAAAUGGGAAUAAAAAAUUGCUGAUUUGAGGGGUUUAAAAAGGUGAAGUUGAGGGGGUAGGGGCUGAAGAUGUUCAUUGUAUAUUUAAGUUUAAAUGUCCAAGUGGUGAAGAACUGUAUGCUUCUUUCUUUUUUAUGCUUCUUUCUUUUUCUA